UCUGGAAUAUAAUCAAAUUUCAUAACAUCACUAUAACCAACAUUCGCUCUAUCAACUCAACGGAAACAUUCGCUUAAAUCCUCUUACAUUCUUAGACCAUAGCACAGUUCUAUGUUCCACCAAUAUCAUAAUGCCAUCCUUCGCUGAAAUUCUCACGAGAUCAUCUCGAGCGUCGAGAAGAGACCGUCUCUCUCUUAUCCGUCCUGGCUGGGAACUGCAUGAACUCUAUUCUGACGAUCUAAAAUUGCAGGAUGGUAUCAGUAACCUCAGCUUGAACGCGAUGCUCACCUCCGAAGCGAAAAAUGGAAUGAAAGAAAAAUUCACCAUCUCCAGCUCUUAUAAUCUAGACUUGGGGUACUCUGAUGAAAAUGGUAGCAAGUUUUAUGGUUCCCGCCAUAAUUCCGAACAGGAAGGGCAGUCUGAAAGUAAUCACUCAAUUUGUACAAUCAAGGGUCGCUGUCCAAAAUUAUCAGCCCAGAUUGAUCACGAUAGUGGUCGGCAAGGGUAUUUACAGUCAAGACGCGGCGAUCUCUCAGGAAUAGAAGAAGUAGAGGAAGAGGAGGUGUCGUGUACUUUGGAGGAGAAUCCUGCCGAAGCUUUUACGGCAUUGUUCGACAUUGAUAUGGAAAAUCGUCGUUACAAGCUUCAACAAAGUACUUCGAAUGUUACACUAGAGGACGACAACUCGGACGAGAGACUUGAGCCCCUCGAUUCGCGCUGUGCUCUCCUAGCACCUUCCGGUACUCGAUGGUCAGCCGCAAGUCUAGCUGAAGAUAAUAAGCAAUUUUCGGCGUCUGAUUUAACCAAAAGAUUGGCCACGUUGAAGAAACAGCAAGGUAGCAAGAAAGGACUGCGGGGGAGAUUGAUGAUAAAGGUGAAUUGCAGACGUAGAGACCGGCGAUUGCUUAGCAGGUCAAAAACGGGUAGUGGCAGAUCUGCAGGGAAACAUAUGGAACUGAGAACAGAGGCAGAAAUACAGAUAUGACAGCAGAUCACUCGCCCGUUUUGUGUGUAACGGUUUCAGGAUGAUGUAUAUAUUAGUCCUUUCAGCGAUAAUCAAAGAAAUGACAGCGAUUUAUGACAGCGAUUUAUAAACUACCGACUU
This is a messenger RNA of Sclerotinia trifoliorum, 1105 nucleotides long. NCBI's taxonomy places the organism in Eukaryota, Fungi, Ascomycota, Leotiomycetes, Helotiales, Sclerotiniaceae. The record is from the annotation of a GenBank genome assembly.